AUGCAAAUGAGUGCAGAAGAAGCUUUGCUUUUGGUCUUGUUAGUGAAUUGAGAUGAUAAUGAUCUUCCUAAUGAGCUCAGCUGACUUGAGUAGUGGUAGAGUGUGUCAUCUAGUCAACUAUGUCUUGCACUACAGCGAGUGGGGGAGGAUGGGAUUCCAGCGAUAAUAGCCAAUCCUUCUGGUUCAAGAGAGUAACUAAUUAUUCACUAAUCCAUAUUAAUAUGCAAACUGAAAUUGGAUCUAGAACCUGGUAAUUUGGUUAGAUGAUGCAGAGAAAUGGAAUGGAGGAUAGGACAAAAAUGUUUACAUGAAGUCAUGCCGAAUUUAAAAAAUCA
Acanthoscelides obtectus is the source of this 335-nucleotide messenger RNA. NCBI's taxonomy places the organism in Eukaryota, Metazoa, Arthropoda, Insecta, Coleoptera, Chrysomelidae. The record is from the annotation of a GenBank genome assembly.